AUGGUUAAGGUAUCAAUGUUGCAUUCAACAUCACAAACAGUGAGUCUAUGUAAACAGAGAAAGGAGAUUAUUAAAGCUGCUAAGUGUUGUAGGUAUGAUUUAGUCACAAACUUUGUGUUGUACUUGGAUUCACUUUUGGUGCUAGGAAAUUCCCUCAACAACUACGUGGAGAAAGAGUUGCUGAUUUAUGAUAAUUGCUGUGGCCACUUGGAGUUUUCCUCUUCCUCUGACUCUGAUUCUGAUUUGGAUUCUUUGCUUCACCAUGUUGAUGAGGAAGAACCAGUAAGCAUUCAUCAUAUGUUGGAAGUGGAGGACGAAUCCAGCACUAGCGACGACGAGGAGAUAGAGGGAGCCCAAAGCACGAGCACAAGCACUGAGGAGUCAACACCGAAGACUGCCAGUCCCCGGAUUCGCAAGAACAAUACUCAUAUUCCCAUGUCACAUGGAGAUUUUGGACACCAUGAGCAUAGUCAAGAGAUGGAAACUUUGGGAACUCCAAUGUAUUAUUUUUCCCACUACAAUGAAAUGUAUGCGCAUUAUAGUACUGAGGCAUUUCCAAUGGGUGUACCUGUAGUUGUACCCCCAAGUCAUGAUGAUCCAAUGUCUCAAAUGCAUGGACCUAAGAAGAAUAACACUGUUACUCCCUUACCUACUCCAGCCCCACCUGAAAACUCUACAUGGGAUUUCUUAUAUCCAUUUAGCAUGAAUAAUGAUGUUUCAUAUGAACAUGAUCUGGAUGAGAGGGAAAUAAGGAAAAGAGAAGGGAUUCCUGAUUUAGAAGAAGAAAGUGGUGAGAAAAGUAAAGAAAGUGAAGAAACUUUUCAUUCAACCAUGGGAGUUUUUUACCAGAAGGAAAUGGAUAGUGGAAUAAGGCUUGGCUCAGGUGAUGAAAAUGGAACAAGGCUUGGCUCAGAUGAUGGAAAUGGAACAAGGCUUGGCUCAGGUGAUGGAAAUGGAACAAGGCUUGGCUCAGGUGAUGGAAAUGGAACUAGGCUUGGCUCAAGUGAUGGAAAUGGAACUAGGCUUGGCUCAGGUGAUGGCACUUCCAAUGUUACACAGUCAAAUGCUAAAAAGGGUGCAUUUUCAAACAAAGGUAAAGAGCUUAUCAUUAUGGUUAGGGGAGAAACAAAUGAGAAGAAGUGUGACUUGGGGCCUAAGACAAAAGGGCAGGACACUGAAUCUUCUGAAACCAGUCUUCAGGAAGCAGUGGUGGAUAUAAGGAACCAAUGCAAGUAUCUAGUUGAUUGUGGAAAAGAAUUCUCAUCAGUUAUAGAGGUGGCAAAGCGACAGCAUCAUUCUGCAAGCACCAAAUUAAAGGGUAUGGUCUCUGGUCUUGCAAAAAGGUGUUUGUACCCUUCACACAUGUCAUACCAACCAGCUCCUAAAGCAAGGUUGUUGUCCAAGGCUGAUAUGAAAAGCAAUCAAGAUCAUGAAACAUCAAGUGACCUUUUAUCAACAUUGGAGAGGCUUCAUGUCUGGGAGGAUAAACUCUAUAGAGAAGUAAAGGGUGAAGAAAAACUUGGAAUUCUCUAUGAUAAGCAGUUCAAGAGACUAAAGGAAAUGGAUGAUAAAGGUUUUGACCCAGAUCAGAUUGAUGAUGCUCUUGCUGCUUUUAAACUACUAAAUUCAGAAAUGAAAGUAGCUGUUACAUCAAUCAGUGCAAAAUCAAGAGAGAUACAUGAGUUGAGAGAUAAUAAGCUGCUUCCUGAACUGAAUAAAUUGAUUGAUGGCUUAACAAGAUUGUGGACCGUCAUGAAUACAUGCCAUCAGAAACAAUUCAAAGCUAUCAAAAAUGCCAAAAGUCAUGUUCACAUACUAGGUCCUGGGAACAUGAAAAAAAAAUCAAGCUCAAAAGGUACUUUGAGACUGGAAAAGGUGAUCUUGAAUUGGGGAAUGUGCUUCAGAAACUUCAUCAACACACAGAAGACCCUUGUGAAACACUUACAUAACUGGCUUCUGAGGUUCAUUCUUGAAUCAACUAAAGAUGGGACUAAUCCUCUCUUGCCAAGUGAUGCAGAAGCUCCUCCUAUUUUCAGAGUUUGCAACAAUUGGUACCAAGCAAUUGACAAAAUUUCAGAAGUUAAAGUCUCUGAAGCCAUUAGUACUUUUGCCUCAAGCUUGCACCAGUUAUAUGUGAAACUGAAAGAGGAAAAGAAAUUAAAAGCUAAACUGAAUAAACUUGUACAGAAUUAUCAGCACCAGCUUCAACCUUUUUGUGAUGAGAAUGGUAACAACGCUAAGAAGUGUGACUCUUUUAUCAAAAUGAAACCCUCAGAAAUUUCUAUACUGGAUGAUAUUCCAAAACUGAGAGUUUUUGAUGAAGAUUUAGCAAAUUCAAGGAGAAGACUGGUUGAAUUGAGAAAGAAGCACCAUGAAGUUUUUCUGCAUGUUAAUGAUGUUGCUUCAAGUUUCUUACAUGAGGGUCUCACUCCCAUCUUUGAUGCUUUGCAGAGCUUCUGUUUAGAAAAUCUGAGAGUAUAUGAGCAGCUCAGACUUCCAAGCUCUGGUAAUGGCACCGAUGGAUAA
Messenger RNA from Lotus japonicus, 2526 nucleotides. RefSeq names its product protein ROLLING AND ERECT LEAF 2-like. The coding region runs from base 1 to 2526 and encodes 841 amino acids. The record is from RefSeq and is a predicted model, not a curated record. The transcript is spliced from 4 exons. NCBI's taxonomy places the organism in Eukaryota, Viridiplantae, Streptophyta, Magnoliopsida, Fabales, Fabaceae.